Messenger RNA from Lobosporangium transversale, 3157 nucleotides. Its product is annotated as Metallo-peptidase family M12-domain-containing protein. Gene Ontology annotation, molecular function: metalloendopeptidase activity. The transcript has 5 exons. Bases 305 to 3157 code for a protein of 950 amino acids. The record is from RefSeq and is a predicted model, not a curated record. NCBI's taxonomy places the organism in Eukaryota, Fungi, Mortierellomycota, Mortierellomycetes, Mortierellales, Mortierellaceae. Gene Ontology annotation, biological process: proteolysis.
CUUUCUCUUCUCUUUCUCUUUUUCUUUUCUCUCAUUCUCUCUUCAUCCUCUCCCAUUCUCUUUCUCCUGUUCUCAUUGCAUUCCACUUCGUUAGUAAGUGCAAUCACACUUCACACUUCACACUUCACACUUCACACUUCACACUUCACGCUCUCCUCCAUUUGCUCAUAUUGCUGUAAGCAACGGCUCACUCUUCUUUUCUUACUCUCUUAAUUCCUUCUCCUCUUCCUCUCUUCCUCUCUCUCCUUCUCUUUCGUCUUAGCUUCUCCCUUUCACACAUACACAAGCAUUCUUGGCAGUAGCCAUGAUCACAUCAUUAAGGCAUAGCCUUUUGGCACUGUUGUCGAUCCUCGCACUGUCUUCGACCUUUACAAAUCCAGUUCAAGCACAUUCCACAGCAUUGCCUAUAAUCACCCGCUCAGAACAUGUCCGCAGUCUACGCCACGACAUUCUGCCAAGGAUAGCAUCCUAUACUCUUCACAGAGACCAGCCACUUGCAAAACGGACGAUCGACCAGCGCCUCACCGCCUCUCCCGAAAUCAUUACCAAAGAUGACACAAUCCGACUUCAAUUUAAUGCUUUCAACACUACUUUUCAUCUCUAUCUUGAGCCCAAUACGGAUCUGAUUCAUCCCGAUGCCGACCUGGGACCUGAUAACAUAUUCGAUGAUAUCAAGCCUUUUAAGGGCGUCGUCAUUGAGGAUCAGCAAUAUUCUGAUCAAAAGUGGAAACGAGCUGCAACAACAUCACGAAUAACCAAGAGAACAAUCGAACACAUGCAAUAUGAGGAAGGUAUUGUUGGUUGGGCACGAAUGACAGUCGAGCAUGAUGCUAACAGUGCGGAUAAUCUUAUACUCCGAGGAGCAUUCAUGGUCAAAGGCGAUACCUAUCAUGUCACAACAAAGAAAACCUAUCAUGUUCAAAAGCGAUCUGAGGACGCAUUACCUACAGCCGCUACAUCCUUCGAUUCUAGUCUCAUCAUCUUCCGCGACUCGGAUCUCUACAGACCUGCUCUGCUCGCAAAGAAUAAGAGGGGACUGAACGCUGAGAAUGUCGUCUGUGGAUCGGACCAUAUGCUCAACAAAACAGCUUCCUAUAUAGAAGCCACUUCAUCUCAUGGCUAUUAUUACCCACCUGAUGUGUUAACGACGGUCCCUAUGGCUAGAGGCUCAGACAUGUCAUCCUCGUGGAUGGACGUGCUGACCUCGCCUCUCACUAAGCGUCAAGUUACCGUUCAAGCUGCAGGACCAAAUCCUGUUCCCGAGGGCUGUCCUACUAACCGUCUCGUUACUUAUAUGGGUGUUGCCGCCGAUUGCGCCUACGUUCGCGAGCAUGGAGGACAAUCAGAAGCAAGAAAACAGAUAUUUGCCAACUUCAAUACUGCCUCUGAGAUUUAUGAAAGUACAUUUAAUGUUGCAUUGGGGAUCAUUUCACUAAAUAUCAAAAGCGAAAACUGUCCGACCACCCCAGUUGCGGGUGAAGAAUGGAACCAGGACUGCUCACCUUCAUACUCUAUUGACAAGCGUCUGAGUGACUUUAGUCGCUGGAGAGGCGCGGAUGAUCGUCCAAGCGAUGGGGCAGGAUUAUGGCAUUUGAUGACAAAGUGCAAUACAGGAGCUGUGGUUGGGAUCGCAUGGACAAAAGCUCUUUGCCAGGCAUCAUCACAGCGUCAGGGCACAGGAGUCUCGUCAUCUACACCCACAGAAUGGAUGGUGGUUGCACAUGAAAUCGGUCAUGGAUUUGGAGCUAUUCAUGACUGUACGGCUCAAUCAUGCCCUGCUGACAUUGGACAAUGCUGCCCACUUUCCGCCACGACCUGUAACGCCGGUGGACAGUACAUUAUGAAUCCUUCUGAACAAUCAGCUACGCGUGUUUUCUCACCCUGCAGUAUCAGAGCCAUUUGUGGUACUAUUCAAAGUUCUUCUGGGCGAUGCCUUCAACCUCCAGGCACUCGUCAGACUCAGAAUGGUGAAGCCAAUAUUUGUGGCAAUGGAAUCAAAGAGACUGGGGAGGAUUGUGACUGCGGCUCACCCGAGGAGUGUGCCAAAGAUCCUUGCUGUGAUGGUACGACUUGCAAGUUCAAGGCUGGCGCUGUUUGCGAUGAUUUGAAUGACGACUGUUGUCUGAAUUGUCAAUUGCGACCAACAGGAUAUGUUUGCCGUCAGGCUAUCUCAGAAUGUGAUAUCCAGGAGGUCUGUUCUGGAACAAGUGGGUCUUGCCCUGCCGAUGUGAAACUGCCCGAUCUGACACCAUGCAAAGGCUCUAAUAAUGCAACAGGACUUCAAUGUGCUAAUGGGGUCUGUACUUCGCGUGAUCUACAAUGUCGCCAGCAGGAUCGACAAGGCAUCACCAAGCAAUGUGAAGCCUCCAACUCCUGCGACUUGAUGUGCAACGACCCAAGCGGAAGCGCCUUGAGAUGCAUGCAAAUCCCUGGAACUUAUUUUAUCGAUGGCACUCCCUGUGGGUUUGGAGGUACCUGUUCUGGAGGUAAAUGCGCUUACAGUAAUGGUAUCAAUGGUGUCCUAAACUGGGCCAAAAACCAUCUAUCGAUUGUGAUCCCAGUAGCUUGCGUUAUUGGUCUAAUCUUGCUUUGUUGUAUUUGGGGCUGCUGCUGCUCUGGAACAUCGAGGCGUCGGCGACAGAAGAAGAUGACGCGAAGACCAUCAUCUGUGCUCAGACCCAGCGGAUCAUUCCGUUCUCGAACGGCUCCUCUUGGAGCACAGCAUACAGGUCAGCACUAUCCAAUGGGAGCUCUUUCUCCGCCCCCACCUACAUACCACGAUCCAUCAAUACUUUUGCGAAAUAGAGAAGAACAGCAACUUCAGCGGGCUCUUGAGGAAAGUCGCCGCGAAUACGAAACGCACUCACACACCCUAAAUGACAGAGAAUCUAAUAACUUUCCCUCAAUGCCAGAACCACAAUCGCAAUCGCAAUCGCAAAAUGGUGCAACUGUCGUCUCGACACCCGUUGUGAGGACUUCGCCACUGCCAGCAUUUGACCAUACCAAUGGUGCCGUUGUUCCUGCUACUGUCUAUAAUAAUAACAUUAUUAGCAAUAACAGCAGCAACAAUCCUUAUCUCAACAGUAAUAGCCAUAGCCAAAGUACCAAUCCUUUUGUAGAUCAGCCUUCACAGAUACCUUCAGGUGGACAUAUCUAG